UAGGUUUGGUUUCGUUACCCUCAAAGUCCAUUAGUGUGGAGAUAUCCCAAACUUGGCAAUCGCAGUAAUUAGGGUUUUACUAUUUUUGCAGUCAUGAAUCCAGUGUUGGGAUCUACAUCUUGUUUCUUCAAUGUCGAGUCGAUCCCGAUGCUAAAUGGUUCAAACUUUUCGGAAUGGAAAGAACAUUUGUUACUUGUGCUUGCCCUCAUGGAUCUUGAUAUUUCCCUCAGGGAAGAGCGUCCGAAGCACAUUGACAUUGUCAAAACCGAGCGUUGGGACCGAUCCAACCGCAUGAGUAUGAUGAUAAUGAAAACCCGAAUCCCACCAAAAUUCAGAGGCAUUGUCCCCAAGGAUGUUACAACCGCCAAAGAAGUUUUGGCUGCAGUUGAGAAAUGCUAUGCGAAAAAGGACGGGGCAGAGGUCAGAACGGUGCUAGCCGAGUUUCGGUCAACGAAAAAAACGAAUGAGAGUGUUAGAGAGUAUAUUAUGAUGAAGAUGAGCGUUGCAGCUAAGUUGAAGAAACUCGGGAUGCAUAUUCCUGAUAAUGUCGUGGCAGCUUUUAUACUCGAUAGUCUACCCUCGGACUAUGAAAUUCUUAGGAGUACUUAUAACCGUCUCCAACUGGAAUGGUCGACUCAUGAUCUCAUCUCUCACUGUGUGCAAGAAGAGGAGAGGUUGACAAGUGAAAAGAAAGAACAUGAUCUUGUUACAGGUAAAGUCAUAUGUGAUAAGAAAAGAAAGCACUAUGACCAAUGUUUAUGAUUGAUUCAGGAAACUAGAAGUAACAAAACGUUCUGGAGUUUUCAUUGUUAUAUUGUGUUUCAAACAUUUUUUAGAGUAACAACUUUUUGCUUUGAGCAUAUCAUAAUAUUUCUGUGUU
This is a messenger RNA of Arabidopsis lyrata subsp. lyrata, 880 nucleotides long. RefSeq lists its product as uncharacterized. NCBI's taxonomy places the organism in Eukaryota, Viridiplantae, Streptophyta, Magnoliopsida, Brassicales, Brassicaceae. The transcript has 2 exons. Bases 94 to 762 code for a protein of 222 amino acids. The record is from RefSeq and is a predicted model, not a curated record.